Molecule: messenger RNA, 2080 nt
Organism: Camelina sativa (false flax)
Lineage: Eukaryota; Viridiplantae; Streptophyta; Magnoliopsida; Brassicales; Brassicaceae
Source: RefSeq, a predicted model, not a curated record
GAGUAUUCCAAUCGCUACCCCUUUGGUUCCUUUCAUCUUCUUCUUCCUCAUCUUUCCUCAUAUUUUCUAACAUUUUCUUCUUCACACAAACACACACAGAUCUCUUCAACCAUCACAUUACUUCUGGUGUUAUCCUUACAUAUCUUUCUUCAAUCUUCUCCAUGAGGAAAGGGAGAGGCUCUUCCGUCGUUGGACCCGCCCUUCUUCCUGUUGGAUCUGUCAAGGAGCCGAGGUAUAGAGGCGUUAGGAAGAGACCUUGGGGUAGAUUCGCCGCCGAGAUCCGUGAUCCAUUAAAAAAAUCUCGUGUCUGGCUCGGUACUUUCGAUUCCGCCGAGGAAGCCGCACGCGCUUACGAUGCCGCCGCUCGCAACCUCCGUGGUCCAAAGGCCAAAACCAAUUUCCCGAUCGACUGCUCUCCUUCUUCUCCUCUCCAACCUAUUAACUACCACCACCAGAACCAGAAUCAGAAUCGGAAUCAGAAUCUAUGCUCUGCUGCUGCCGCCGCGGCGAAUCAGAACCAGAUCGAUCCGUUUAUGGACCAUCGGUUAUACGGCGGAGGUAAUUUCCAGGACCAGCAGCAGCAGCAGCAGAUGAUCAGCCGGCCGGCGAGUAGCAGCAUGAGCAGCACCGUCAAAUCUUGUAGCGGACCGAGACCGAUGGCGGAGGCGGCGGCUUCUUCGUCGGUGGCGAAACCGUUGCACGCGAUUAAGAAGAGGUAUCCGAGGACUCCACCGGUGGCUCCGGAGGAUUGUCACAGCGACUGCGAUUCGUCUUCGUCUGUUAUCGACGACGGUGACGAUAUCGCAUCUUCGUCUUCCCGCCGGAAACCGCCGUUUCAGUUUGAUCUUAAUUUCCCGCCGUUGGAUGGCGUUGACUUAUUCGCUGGCGCCACGGAUGAUCUUCACUGUACCGAUCUACGUCUUUGAUUUUUAUUAUUAUCGGUAACACAAAUACAAAAAACAACAAGAUCCGUUGAUUUACUUACAUACAACCGAAAACAAAAAAAAACAAAUUAUGCUCUGUUUUUUUUUUUCCUUUUUUCAUUUUCCUUUGAUCUCGUAUUGAAAGAAAAUAAAAAGAAGAAGGGAAAAUAAUUGAAAAAAAAAAAAAAAAAAAAAAAGAUUGAGCGUGAUGAUUUUUAUCAUCAACGAGGAUGAUGAUGAUUAUUGAAAAAAAGAGAGAGAUUGAUUGUGAUAAGAUCUGUUUACUGUAAGAACAAGAUCUGGGGUUUCAUUGUUAUCUGUUUCUUAUAAAAAAGAUCCAACCCUUUUGUUACAUGUAACAACAUUCUGAAGCUGAUUUCAAUUUUUUUAGAUUUCUACUUCUUCAUAGAGAUCUGUGUGAGUAGGAGGAAGCUGCAUUUUAGACAAUUAUAUGUGACAGGACCACACAGACGGCACAAAAUAUUUGUUUGUCUUUUGUCUCUUUGGUUUGAUCUUUGGUAAAUUCAGGGUUUCUUUUGUUCAACAAGUAGAGCUUUUUAUUGCUGCUUCUUGUGACUGCCGAGUUUGGCUCUGACAUGGAAGCAAGUAAGAGCGUGGAGCUACUUUGCUGUCUAGUUGGGUGAUUCGAAGAAGGAAGUUGGAAUACUUGAUUGUCAUUGUUAACACUGGAGUUUUCGUUCAUCUGUUUAUAGAGGCUCUCCCUUUCGUGUAAGCCAAUCGAUAUUUGGAUUUUGUUGAUACAAUGGGCGGUGAGUGAUUUGGGUGAUCGAUAAAGCUCAAUGACCAAAUAUCAAAACUUUAGGUUAAAGUUCGGUGGCUGAGAUGAUUGUUUUGAUCUUUAAGAGCUGUUGGUUGGGUGGAAGAAUUCGUUGUGUGUUUGACCAUUUUGAUUUGUAUUUUUUUGUUUUGGUAGAGAGAGUUGUCCCAAAUUUGGUAUCUACUUUGCUUCUCUGCCACGGAUUCAGACAGUGAAUCUUUGUGUCUGAAGCAAAACCGAGCUUUUUUUACCGUUUUGAGGUAGGCUUUGAAGGUGAAGUGGAAAGUCAAAAGCAAUGUCUUGUUCUUUACUGUAAAUAUUUUAUGACCAAACUGAUCUCAAGUAGCUUUGCCUUUUCGGUUCGAAUUCCAGUUUGAGA